Molecule: messenger RNA, 1749 nt
Organism: Syngnathoides biaculeatus (alligator pipefish)
Lineage: Eukaryota; Metazoa; Chordata; Actinopteri; Syngnathiformes; Syngnathidae
Exons: 6
Coding region: 1-1515 (504 amino acids)
Molecular function (GO): zinc ion binding; nucleic acid binding
Source: RefSeq, a predicted model, not a curated record
AUGGAGCUCCCCUUUAGCAGCAUUACCCUCCUUUCCCGACCGGAACGAUUCUCAGGCGACUCGGGGAACGUGUUCCAGUAUGCGGCGGCGGAGCGUAAAGCGGCAGCCUCCCUCUUGACGCUUCGCCAGGGUCGUCGUCGCGUUUCGGACUACGUGAUCGAGUUCCGGAUCUGCGCCGCCGAGACAGAGGACCGUCUGGGCCGGCGACGGGAGGGUCGCUGUUUUUACUGCGGGUGUCUGGGACACUUGAUCGCCCGCUGUCCGAUUCGACCAAAGCACCCCGACAUCAGGAUCUUUACUCCGAACGUAUUUGUGUACCUCGACGAUAUUCGAAUCUUUUCAUCAAAUCUGAACUCUCACAUCCAACAGGUCAGGGUGGUGCUCCGGCGUCUGUUGCAGCACCAGCUGUUCGUAAAUCUGGACAAGUGUGAGUUCCACCGAGCGUCCAUGUCCUUCCUGGGUUUUAUCCUGGCAGAGGGGGAGAUGCGUAUGGAUCCUGGGAAGGUCGACGUGGUGCUGCGUUGGCCUACCCCCGCCAGCAGGAAGGACAUACAGAGGACCUGCCAGGUGACCUUUAACAGGCUUAAGGCAAGUUUCACCGCUGCGCCCAUCCUCAUUGUUCCAGACCCAGAUCGCCAGUUUAUGGUGGAGGUUGACUCAUCUAAUUUGGGAAUCGGAGCCAUCUUGUCUCAGAGGAGUCCCAAGGACGGAAGGAUCCACCCAUGCGUGUUCCUGUCUAGGAAGCUGACCCUGGUAGAGAGGAACUAUGACGUAGGAGAUCGAGAACUGCUGGCGGUCAAGACGGCGUUGGCGGAGUGGCGGCACUGGCUAGAGGGCUCGCAAGUGCCGUUCGUGGUCUUCACUGACCACAAGAACCUAGAGUACCAAAAGACCGCGAAUCAAGUGGGUAGAGUAUGCCCACAAUUCUCUGCCCUCCACAGGUAUGGCUCCACUCCACGUCGUGCAUGGCUAUCCUCUGUCUCUGUUUCCUCCACUGGCCGCAGACUCUGUGGUCCCGUCAGCCCUGGCCGUGGUACGACUCUGCAAACGAACCUGGGAAGCAGCUCAGAGGACACUGCCACGCAUGAGCAGUGCCUACAAAUCCGCAGCGAACCGCAAGAGAAGGGCCGCACCAGUACUCAGGGUGGGACAGCGAGUAUGGCUCUCCACCAAAGAUCUCCCGCUGCGGACGGAAUCCCACAAACUUGCUCCCAGGUCGAUGAGGGUGCACCCUACGUUCCACGUCAGCAGACUUCGCCCGAAUCGCGCUUCGCCGCCGGCUCCUCCGGCCAAGACCCCCACGCCCCCCCCCCCCCCGCAUGCUGGACGGUGGGCCGGUGUAUACUGUGCGCCGGCUGCUGUCUUCCCCCCGCAGGGGAAGGGGGGUCCAGUACCUGGUGGACUGGGAGGGAUAUGGACCGGAGGAGCGCUCCUGGAUCCCCUCACGUUUCGUCGUGGACCGCUCCCUCAUCAGGGACUUUCACGCAGCCUAUCCUGAUGCUCCUCGGCCGUUGAGGGAGGGGUAUUGUCAUGCUCCUGGCUUCCUGCUCAGGCUGGGCGUGGCUAGCCAAUUAGUCAGCGCACACCUGCACCUUGUCCCAGCUGAUGCCUCCCAGUGUGUGUGUGUGUGUAUAUAUAUAUAGGACCCGGGGGACGACUUGUCCUCCGCCAGAUCGUCGUCCUUGAUGCCUCGUUCCCGCACUCCUGUUUGCCUGACUUCUGCUCUCCGUGUACCGACCCAUGCCUGUC